AUGUUGAAUUUAUUAAUAUUUUUACUAUUCAUUAUUAUUGGAAUAUCAGGAAUUUCUUAUAAUCGACCAAGAUUACCUUUUGGUGCAUUUUGGAAUGAAAAUGGAACAACAAUUCUCAAUAAAACUUUAAUUGGAUCAGAUCCUUUAGAUUUUUUUAUUAAUCAAAAUAAUACAAUUUAUAUACCAAACCGAUCUACUGGACAAAUUCUUCUGUUUUUUCAAGGAAAUUUAAUAAAAAAUGUUUCAAUUAAUGUAACAAAUUCAUCGACAAUAUUUGUAAACAAUAUUAAUGCAAUUUAUCUUGAUACAUUUUAUUCAAUUUAUGGUGGAAUAAGUCAAAUUACAUCAAAUUUAACAAUUUAUCCAAUAUCAAGAAUGAAUAUAUGUUCUCAAUGUUUUGAUUUAUUUUAUAAUGAUCAAAAUGAAAUGAUUUAUUGUUCAUUGAGUGAACGACAUCAAAUUAUUGCAAAAUCAUUAGUCAAUGAUUGGAAUCCAUUAUCAGUUGUUGGUGGAACAGGUCGACCUGAUUCAACACCAACAACACUUCGAAGACCAUAUGGAAUAUUUAUUGAUGAAGCAAAUUCAGAUUUAUAUGUUGCUGAUUGUGGAAAUAAUCGAGUACAAAAAUUCUCAUCUGGAAAAUUAACUGCAAUCACCAAAGUUGGAAAUAAUUCAAUAAAUCUAACAAUAAAUUUAAAUUGUCCAACUGCAAUUGUGUUAGAUUUUGAUGCAUAUUUAUUUAUUGUUGAUUCUGAUAAUAGUCGAAUUAUUGGUGAAAAUCAAAAUGGUUUCCAUUGUUUAAUUGGAUGUAAUGUAUCAACAGGUUCAGCAUCAAAUCAAUUAAAUCAACCAUGGAGUCUAAAUUUUGAUCCGUAUGGAAAUAUUUUUGUAAAUGAUCGAAGAAAUAAUCGAAUACAAAAAUUUGAUUUAGAUAGCAAUACAUUGAAUUGCUCCAAUAUGACUAUUUUACCUGGUUAUGAUUUACCUGGUUACGAUCUAAUGUCUCAACCAUCGAUGACUUUCGCAAGCUGUUGCACCUGGUGUCUAUCAGUUGUAAAUUGCAAAGCAUUUACUAUGGAAACUCUAGGAAACAGAUGUUUUCUCAAAUAUGCUUAUGGUUCUCCCUAUAGUAAAGCGGACAAUAGUGCUCGUUAUUAA
Messenger RNA from Adineta ricciae, 1158 nucleotides. The record is from the annotation of a GenBank genome assembly. NCBI's taxonomy places the organism in Eukaryota, Metazoa, Rotifera, Eurotatoria, Adinetida, Adinetidae.